AUGCUGGGCGUGUCUCCCGGCAGCAAGCGCGGCCACGCCACCGGCCACCAGCAUGUGUACUCCUGGUUCGACAGGGCCGCACCGGGCCCGGCCUCCUUGGACACCGGCCGUGGUGGUCCUGCGGGAGGGUCCAAGGACUGGCACCGAGUCUAUGAGAGUUUCGCGGGCUAUCAGACUCCCGCGCGAAUGUUUCUCCCGUUCAAGGGACGCAAGCCCGGACUGGAGACUGGCGACGUGAUCAAGAUGUGUUGGCAGGGUCAUGCUCUGGCCAUUUGCAAUUUCCUUGAUGAUCAGCUGGACGGCCAGGCACAAUAUGUGUUUGAGCCAACGCCGAUGGAGAACCAUUUUGAUCGAACAUCCUUUGAAUUGGAGGUGGUAAAGCAGGGUGGAUACUAUGCCUUUAGAGCUCCAAAAGCUCAAGAUCGGAUGCUCCAGGCCCGUGAAGCAGGCAGCGCCAUUUGCUUGCUGUUCCUCAAUGGCCAGAUGGGUGAAGCUGAGAGCUGGGAGGUCGUGAGAGGGGACUUGAACAGCCACUGGCACAGACUUGCUGUCACUCUCCGCCCAAAAGCAGCCCUGAAUUUCUCUCUGGAGGUGGAGUUUGUACGUAUGGGGAAGUACCAACCUCUGGGCUAUGCUAGCCAACCUCACAGCCUUGCUGCAUCAAGGGAACAGGUUGAGCAACUGGUGGGCCGUGUUGAAAACCUUGAGAACAACCUCAAGGAAGAGCAAGCUCUCAUGGAGAAGGAGAAGAAGAAGCAGGAGAGGAGGAGGCAUGUGGCGAUGCAGCGCCUCACGGACAAGCAGCAGAGGCGUGUCAGCGAGACAGUUCUUGCAGUUUGGAGGGAUCGAACCACCCGAUCGCAGCACAAUCAGCUGCAGGUAAAGCGCCACAAUGCGGCCAGAAAUAGGCGACUUGUGUCUGAUACAUUCUCAGCAUGGAUUCUAUAUCAUAGACGGCGCCUACCAUGGCAAAGGAUCAUGAACAGGGUGUCACGCAAGCUGUCAGAGAUGAGACUGCGCCAGUCAUUCAAGGUGUGGAAGACAAUUGGCCACAUGUCACCAGAGAAGGGUGCAAAAAUGAUGUGCCUGAUGUGGGUGUUGAGGCGCCAGAGGCUGGCACAGUGCUUUCUGGAAUGGAAGGCUCUGACUUCAGACUUCAACAGUAUGGUUCGGCAAUGGAAUGAACAAAGGGUGGUUUGCCUUGCUUUUGGUGCCUGGCGGCACGACGCCUGGGGCAAAGUGCAGAUGGCCCACAUGGUAGGCCAGGCAAUGACAAGGCGUGACAGACGUGUCAUGAGAAGUGGCUUUACUGGUUGGUUAGGGGAGGUUCAGGAUGCCAAGGGUAGGCAGACUGGACUCAGGGAGCUGGAAGGCAGGUGCAAGUGCAAGUCUCUUGCAACUGCCUUCCACAUAUGGCAAUCAUCUGCACAGAAUGUGAAAUUGGCGAAGUGGAGCAAAUCGAAACAGUUUGAGAAGCGUGUGGAGGCAGUGCUGGUGUUUGUGUUGGCCAGCAAACUGUACCAGCAGCCCUUGAUGGCCAACAUGUUCCAUGAGUGGCGCAAGUUUGCGAACAGCAAGAUACGAAAAGGGCCGAUGGUGGCCAAAAUGAGGGCCAGAAGAUCACGAGCCAUAAUGCGUCAGGCAUUGCACUGUUGGAGGACUGCAUGUCAGGACAUUGCCGCCAGCCGAAAGGAAGCUGAGGACCUCAGGAAUCGCAGGGAUGAGACCCUCAAGCAGGACACUUUUGCCGUGUGGAAAGAGUACGCUGCUGCAGAGCAUCACAAGCGGGAGAUUGUGACACGCUGCGAAAUGUCAAAGAGGGUUGCUAUGAUGUAUUUCUUUGAAUGGUUUGGAAGGAUGCUCAUACCGGCGUGGCCUAAUCGGGAAAGUGAAUAG
Molecule: messenger RNA, 1896 nt
Organism: Ostreobium quekettii
Lineage: Eukaryota; Viridiplantae; Chlorophyta; Ulvophyceae; Bryopsidales; Ostreobiaceae
Source: the annotation of a GenBank genome assembly